GCGAAGUGCAUUAUGGGUCCACUUAUUGCAGUUGUCUUCGUGAUCUAGCGGCAGACAUUACCACCUAUGAGACUAUCAUGCUGAUAACUGGUUUUCCUGGAUUUAAUCUCACUGUAAACUCAAGAUAGCAGCAACUAUGGAUGCAUCUGAAGCAGAAGCCUCAACACAGAAUCAGGGAAAAGAGGAAGGUGCAUCAUCAGCUCAAGGAGAUGCUGGAGCAAGACCAAAAAAGGCAUCUUUGAAAAGAGCUGCAGAUGCCAAAGCAAAAAAGAAGCACAAAAAGGCUCGAGUGUCCAGACCUGCCCGGCCUGGUUAUACUGUCCAUCAAGGGGAAGAUAUGCUUCUCGUUAUAUCGAGUUCCACCUCCCAGUAUGACGGGUCAGUGUGGACUCUUAAGAAAAAGAAGGGGAGCAAAAAGAAGAAGUUGGCAAAAGGAAAAGGAAAAGCCAGUCAGGUCAAGAAAAAGAAGCCAGUCAAUGCCAAGCCCAAACUGGAAAGUAAACCAGUUAUAGAAAAAGAAGAAAAAGUCGCAAAUUUGUUUAUAACUCAGGAAGAAGACGACCACAGAUGGGGCCACAGCCUGCCUGAGGAGAUGCUAAUUAAUAUUUUUCAGAUUGUGGUCAUUCAAGAGGGAGCAGUGCCCUUUUUAUGCAGGGUGGGGAGAGUUUGUCGUCUGUGGAACGCCGCUGCCUCCAGUCCGAUCCUGUGGCACAGAGUGACUGUCGGUCACUGCUGGAUUGCACCAGGGAGGAGCCAACUACCAAAAACUCAGAAGAAGAUUAAGGACACUUUGGACUGGCUGGCACACAGCAGAUUCUCUCAGCUGCGAGACUUUUCUCUGUGUCACUGGACAAAGAACGUUGAUUAUGCAUUAGAGGUUGUGUCGCAGUACUGCCCUGAUCUUUGCUCCCUCAAGCUUUCUUACUGCACAGGAGUGACAGCGGCGGCCUUUCGCUGCCUCGGUCUGCACAGCCGCUCCCUGCACAGCUUAAAUCUCCAGUAUUCAGAGUUCCAGGUUGAAGGACUCCUUGAGUAUCUUGAAAACCAUGGGAGCCAGAUCAGGCAAAUAUUGUUCAGUCAUGGACUAAAGAAUGACAGACUUCUGGCUGCAAUCACUCGGGGAUGCUGUCCCGAUUUGGAGAUGCUGGAGGUCAACACCAAGCUUGACAGUAAAGACUGCCAACUUCCUGUUUGCAUCCAGGCACUACAGAUGGCAUGCCCUAAGCUCAAGACCUUCCGAAUGAUGAACGUCCAACCUCUUCAUAAGGGAAUGCGUUUUGGUAUCGACCCAACAUCAGGCUUCCCAUUACUGGAGGAGCUUUGUAUCGCAACCACAUCGUUUUCCUAUUUGACCGACAGAGAUUUGAGGGACAUUCUCUUCGAUUCCCCCAAACUGCGAGUGCUGGACCUGCGAGGCUGUUCUCGAAUCACAGCGUCUGGUCUUGCAGAUUUACCCUGUCUAGAGCUUGAAUGUUUGUUCUGGGGACAAUAUUUCAGCAGCCAUGUUGGGCUGUCAUCGCUUAAGAAAGGACUUCACACGUUGACCCAAAAAUGGAGUCGAACUUUGCAACAGCUGGACAUUGCACAUCAGCUCUUCACUGAGGAAGACUUGGAGUUAGCAAUGAGUUACCUUUGUCAAGCUGAGGCAGACACACUGCGCUCACUGAACUUGAGUGGGACCAGAAUUACACCACGUGCACUCAGGCCAGUCAUUGGACAAAUGACUGCUCUAGACUACCUCAACCUUUCAUCCUGCCGCUAUCUCCCAAGAGGUGUAAAGAGGAUUUAUCGUGGCCAAGAAGACAUCCGGCAGCUGCUGGACAAAUUGGAAUAGCUCUCACAUUCAUGUGGUUCCAGAAAUGAGAAACCAAGUUUACAAGGCAGACUUGAAUAUCUUAAUGCAGGCCUCGCUGUGGGUUAUAUUGUCUAAUCGAUGUGAAUAUUUUGCCCUCAGGACUUUUUUGAUAGACAUUUUUUCUGUCUGUUGUUGGUACGAAAUUGACAUUUCUGUGUUUGAAUGCAAGAAGCAGUAGUUUGCAAACCUGUUACUACCGCAUUAAUGUCAGGUGGGGGGUUUUGUUUUUUGUUUUGACAAUAACCAACACACAAUGCGUGACACCUAGUACUGUAUAUAGAUCAUUUUAUUUGUAAAACUAAAUAUUCAUU
Maylandia zebra (zebra mbuna) is the source of this 2166-nucleotide messenger RNA. RefSeq names its product F-box and leucine-rich repeat protein 6 (gene fbxl6). Gene Ontology annotation, cellular component: SCF ubiquitin ligase complex. Gene Ontology annotation, molecular function: protein binding. The record is from RefSeq and is a predicted model, not a curated record. Gene Ontology annotation, biological process: SCF-dependent proteasomal ubiquitin-dependent protein catabolic process. NCBI's taxonomy places the organism in Eukaryota, Metazoa, Chordata, Actinopteri, Cichliformes, Cichlidae.